Messenger RNA from Paralichthys olivaceus (Japanese flounder), 994 nucleotides. Its product is annotated as U8 snoRNA-decapping enzyme. Gene Ontology annotation, biological process: sno(s)RNA catabolic process; mRNA catabolic process. The record is from RefSeq and is a predicted model, not a curated record. NCBI's taxonomy places the organism in Eukaryota, Metazoa, Chordata, Actinopteri, Pleuronectiformes, Paralichthyidae. Gene Ontology annotation, molecular function: snoRNA binding; phosphodiesterase decapping endonuclease activity. Gene Ontology annotation, cellular component: nucleus.
UAAUAAGACAGGUGACUUCAGCUUCCUUGUUCUGAAGUGUCUUCCUGAUCCUGAGGCCUCCACACUGAUCAGUACUGACCCAGUCAGAUGGCGAGUGGACAGCUGUCGAGGGCGGAGGCGUUGGCGUGCUCCGACUGCUUGCAUGCGUGCCACGUGAUGCUCUACUCUGACACACAACGUCAGCUGUUUGGGAAAAUUCCCAUCAGACAUAUCAUACUGAUGCAGAUGCGCUUUGAUGGCCUGCUAGGUUUCCCUGGAGGGCUGGUUAACCCCUCGGAGGAGACCCUGGAGGCAGGCCUUACCAGGGAGUUGUCAGAGGAGCUGGGCGUACCUCUUCCUAUAUCGGUGGAAGACCAUGUGGACUCUCGUCAUGCCCCUCCUUCAUCCCCCUCCUCCUGCAGAUCGCCAUCCUCGCGUCUUAUCACUCACUUCUACGUGAAGAAGAUGGAGGAGGAGCAGAUUAGGGAGGUGGAGAGAGCUGCUGCAUCCACAGCAACAGAUCACGGACAUGAGGUUCUGGGAAUGGUCAGAGUCCCACUCUAUACCAUGAAACGCGGGGGGGGCCUCGGAUCCUUCUUGUCGCACUCCUUCAUCGGCAAUGCUCGCUCUCAGCUCAUUGACUCUCUGCUGCGCCUCAACCUGGUCACCCAUGAGGAGUUGCACGAAGCCCUCACGCACUCUCUGAAGAGACACUCACACACGGCAGGCGACCUGAAAGCGGCCCUCGCGCUGCCGUAGUCAAAGCGGAAACAACUUAACAACUUACCCGCACAUGCAUAUGAACAUCUUCUCGAGUGAACUUGUGGUUUCAGUUUGGCAAUCAACAAUGCAAUCAUUCACCCAAACACUUUAUCUAACACACACACACACACAACCUCAAACUCAUAGUGAUUCUGAGCUGGUGACUCAUAAUUUCCUGCUGUGCAUCAAAGACUUUGGGUAAGACAUUAUCAAGUCCUUUUAACAUAAAUGGAAAUAAAACAAUUCAGGCUGA